CAGACAUCCACGAUGGUGUUCCAGUGAUCAACGCCUCUGGGCAGGGUAUUGGUUUCAGAGGGUCUCUAUAACCUUCGCAUUUAGAGAAACUCUCUGCUAUCCGGACGCAUUGGUUAUCGAAAAUUGUUGCCCAUCAAAUAUCCUACAACUCUUGAGACUGCUCCAUUGGAUCUAGGCCUCUCUUCCAGAGAGUGCAUCGACCGCCCAGAAAUGGAGCUAUUUCUUCGGUCUAGGCAAUUUCUCGUUGAGUUUUUUCAGCUUGCAAUUGUCUUUCUUGUCAUAAAAGGCUGCGCAUUUGAAUACCUUAAAGGAAAGUGUACCUUCGAUGAGAACACAUUCUGUAGCUGGUAUAACGAGAGAUACACUGAUCAUUUUGAUUGGUCCCUUUGUCAAGGAAGUUCUCCCAACAAUCGAACAGGAAAUGGCGCUUACAUUAACAUCGAAACGUCAUCUCCACGUAAGUAUAGUGAAAAAGCCAGGCUAAACAGUCCCUGGAAGACAGGCCCUCAGAAGAUGGAGUUUUUCUAUUCCAUGUACGGUAGUACCGUGGAGACUUUGACUGUUUAUGUCAAAAUCAACGGCAGGGAACAUCUGGUAUGGAGUCGCUAUGGAAACCAGUUAUCAAACGACUGGAUCAAAGGCUGUGUGACUUUAAACUAUCGUGGACCUUACCAGGUUAUAAUUGAAGGAGUAGCGGGUAUAUCGAAUGCCUCAAAUAUUGCCAUUGAUGACCUCAGCUUCAUUAAAAACCUGAGUUGUGUUUCUGAUGGUAAAACCCCUCCAGAGGAAAUAUUCCAAGUAAACUGCACAUUUGAUAAAAGCUUUUGUGGGUGGCGUAGCUUGUUGUUGUCAUCAGGCCACGUUGGCUGGGAGAGAACGGGCAACGAAACUGGACAGAGCGGAGAUUUUGCUGGAAACUUCAUUUACUCAUCUCAACCUACCAAAGAAAAUCAGUCCACCCUUUUGUUGAGUCCACUUAUACUGGGACCAAAGUGUUUUGGAUUCUCAUAUCACAUGUCUGGGCGAAACAUUGGAAGACUUGAUAUUUUGCUGCAAGUCAGGGGGCAGCAAGGGUAUUACUUGAUGUGGCAGAAAACAGGAGAUCAGGGAAACAGCUGGAUACAAGAUAGCAUCGGUAUUGGCUACACCGACGAAUUUCAGAUUAUUCUGAAGGCAGCUGUCGGUAAGAAUCUCACAAGUCGUAUAGCUUUGGAUGACUUCACAUUAACUGAUGGGCUGUGCGACGAUGAAAGUGAAGUUAACAGCAAUCGACAAGGGAACUGUAAAUUUGAUAGGAACUUUUGCUUUUGGAAGAAUGAUUUAAAUUUCAUUUCAAAGUGGGCUCUUCGUGGAGACAGAGCACCAAAGUAUCCCACCGGACCCAGCAGUGAUCAUACAUCAGGGACUGGAUUGUACAUUUAUAUUGAUGCCUCAAGUCCUCGCCAGCCUGGAGACACAGCGAGGCUUACAAGUCCAUGGAUGCGGGGACCGCAAUGCAUGACUUUCUUCUAUCAUAUGUUUGGUUCAGAUAUGGGCUGUGUCGUUAUGUACAUAAGAAAGCGGGCUGCAAAAAAGCUAAAACCAAUAUGGCUGCGUUCGAAGGAUCAGGGAGACCGCUGGAUACAAGGCCAAUUAAGUAUUGAAAACAGCUUCACGUAUCAGAUAAUUAUUGAUGGCAUCAGAGGAGGCGGUGACUCAGGUGAUGCAGCCCUGGACGACUUCACUUUUCAAAGAGGACCUUGCCAGCAAACAGAUGAAACCACGUAUUACGUUUCUUCGUACAUGGGUAAAGAUUACAAAAUUUCCUCUAGACCUUCGGAACACAGUCUCUACUCCGAAGAAUUCCGUUUCACUCUCAAACAUCCAAGAGGACUUCUGAGAGAAACCUUGUAUUUCGUCUACUCUAAAGCAUCCAGAAGACAAAGUUUCUUCAGGAAAAAACUAGAUUUGUCUGACUACAAUAACUAUCCACUGGAUGUAGUUGUCCUUAAUGACAAAAGAUCGUCUCCAAGUUGCAAGAAGAUUUAUUUGAUCAAAAGGGAAAACAUGGGACCAAUCAUAAGCCUGGAAGACUACAGUGACGUGGAUCGGUGCAAAGGAAAAAUCAAAUUCUCUUUUUGUUCUUUUAAAGUAACUGAACCAGAAAAUCAUUUGACUUCUGGAUGUCAGCCCGGUUGGUUCAGAGUGGGAAAAUCUUGUUUCAUGCUUUAUUUUGGAUCAACUUGGGAGUGGCGCUUGGUAAGAUCUUUGUGCCACGAGAAAAACAGCGAAAUUGCCACCGCCAAAAGCGUUGAUAUCUUGGAAGCCCUUGCCAAUCAGAGGAAACACCUCGAAUCUGAAGACUUCGAUCUUUUUCUUGGGCUAGAGAGCAAGUUACGCUGGACUUGGUUAGACGGCGAAAAGGUUUCAAACGCACAAAAACAUUUGUGGAAGCCUACGGAACCGAAUGGUGAUGGCAAGUGUGGAUCUCUGUCGAGAUUUCUUGGUUGGGAUUCAACUUGGCGUGGGUAUGGAUGGGGCUGGAACGACGAGCUUUGCACCAGUCGUAAGGGAUACAUUUGUGAGGAGCCACUAGAUGUUUCUAUUCCUGUGGCUCUUUUCUUCGUGGGUGAUACCAACAAAACUGUGGACCUGAGUCCUGGGGGAACCAGUAUUGCUGUGUUAAGUGACAUCGCCUUGGCACCGGAUCCUUUCGGAAAUCCAAAUAGCUCCUUGUUUUUGGGAACUAGCAGUAGCCAUGUGGAAUUGGAAAAUCACGGAGAAAUUGAUACAAGGUUUUCUAUGAGUGUAUUCGCUUGGGUGCAUCUUAGUAAUUCUAGCACUGGUCCAAUAAUAGAUUACGGUUGCUCGAUGACGGUGUUGCAUUCAACCCUCGGAGUUGAAGUCAUCUUUAAGGAACGGCACACCUCUAAGAGUUAUCUCCUGCAUAAGAAAGGCGUUCUAAAAGCAAACUCUUGGAAUUUCAUUGGCUUUACCUAUGAAUACUACAGCGGUGUAGCAACUAUAUGGGUCAACGAGAACAUCGUCAUAAGAGAACUUCUUUUAGCUAAAAUGGAAUUAGCAACUUAUGAAAAUGUUAUUGUUGGAGCUUCCAAAAAUAGAAAAAUGCAAUUCCGUGGCCAGAUUUCUUGCUUGCAGUUUUAUGAACAAGCGUUAUCUGUGGAUCAAAUCAUAAAGGUUAAAGCGCGGUGUAAUAAAACUGUAUCUACACCUUCAGUGGAAUACAGAAGUGUUGGAUGCUUCGCAGACAAGCGUCAUCGAGCGAUUCCAACACUUGAAGGAGCGGACCCUAUCUCUGCCGAGAAAUACGACGAGCGUACGAGAGCAAUUGAAAAGUGCGCCCUUGCAGCUCGAAAAAGAGGGUUCACCAUGUUUGCUGUUCAGUAUAAUGGGCAGUGCAUGAGCAGCGCAACCGCAGAACAAACUUUCAAUAGAUAUGGUGAGAGUAAGGAAUGCAAUGCAAAUGGAAAAGGAGGAUCAUGGGCAAACAAUGUUUAUAUCAUUCGAGAUUAUGUUGAUGUCGGAUGCUACAGAGAUCGCUCCUCGCGUGCAAUUGCAUCACUCGAAAGAAAAGAUCCGCUAUUGUCAGGAUGGCACAAAGAUCGCGAGAACCCUAUCGAAAAAUGCGCCAUAGUGGCUCGCCAAAGGGGCUUCCGUAUGUUUGCCGUUCAAUAUGGCGGGGAGUGUUACAGUAGUUCAACAGCGGAAAAGACUUUCGACAGAUAUGGCAAGAGCGAUAGAUGCGAAGGUGACGGAAAAGGAGGAACUUGGGCGAAUCGCGUCUAUGCCUUUCAAGCGUCCACUUCGUGGUGCAGCCCCAGCUUUUUUCCAUUUCAUGGAGGUUGCUUUUCCAUAGACACUUACAACAAAGUAAACUGGGAGCAAGCCUUGGAAAGGUGCAAAUCUGAAGGAGGCACCCUGGCGAAGAUUUCAAGGGAAGGGUUAAGACAUGCUUUCUCUGCUAUGUUAGAAGGAUUCAGAGCCUACCGAUGGGAUAUUAAUAACUAUUUCAUUGGUAUGAGGGGCCAAUAUGACGACUGGACGUGGAUUGAUGGCACUCCUUUGAAUGAAUCGUUGUGGGUAUCAGGAUAUCCAAACAGGGACGAUAACAGCCUAGGAUGUGCUUAUCUUUCGGCUGAUUCAUCCCGAAUAAAGAAUAGUGCCUGCAAGUCACAUAAAUACCCGUUGUGUCAGAAAAAAUCAGAAGCAUCUUUGUCAAACCGAAGUCAAACCAAUUGUUCCAGUGUUCUGUUUCGGUAUGAGCCUUUUCUGGCCAUCGACAAAUCUUAUACCACCUGCUUUCGUUCGGCAAAGGAGUCAGAUCCUUGGUGGCAAGUUAACCUUGAUAAAAACUUGUACGUAACCUCUGUGGUAAUCACCAAUAAAGUUGAUUGCUGGCAUCGUGAUAGUGGGAUUAUCAACGUUAGGGUAUUAAAUGAUCCACAUGGCACAGACCCAACCUGCUCCAAAUCAAUGGCAUAUGAUGGAGUAACCCAGCAAUUUAAAUUUUACUGCUCACCACCAGCGCUAGGAAAUUACGUGAAAAUAACUUUGAAGGGUGAUAAUGUCACACUUGUCCUGUGCCAAGUUGUCGUGGAAACUAUCGAGUCGCUUACCGAGGCAAAGGGAGUGCUACGUGAGACCUGGUAUAGACUGAGAAAUUACGAAGCCAGGAGUAGAUCAAUCAUGCGCGAUCAUCCACUGAUUCAAGGUCCACCCGAUAGCCGGAUAGUUCUGCAAGAUUUUGAUGCUCCUCUCGAUUUGGAAGACAGAUACGCUCAAAGAUUGACAGCUUACUUACAGGUUCCUCAGAGCGGUAGCUACGUCUUCUACGCUUCGUGUGACGAUUCGUGCGAGUUGUGGAAGUAUGACGUCAAAGAAAAUGGAAUCGAAAAAGAUAACACCAAAUCAGACGAGAGUGUAGAGAACCGACGUCCAAUGGCAUCUGUUAGCAAACUCACAAGAUAUCUUGAAUGGGACAGGUACGAGGGGCAAUCUUCCCAGCCCAUCUUCCUUGAAAAAUGUCGCAUUUAUCGUCUAGAGGUGUAUGGAAGGGAUCGAUACGGCAAGGAUCAUCUGUCAGUGGGCAUGCGCAAGCCGAAUGGAGAUUUUGAAAGGCCUAUUCCUAAGAAACGACUAUUCUGGACAAAACCAGGGACACGAAAAUUGGUGGUGACGCUCAACGGCCUUGAAACGUCGAAAACUGCUAUCGUCGGGUCAAAACUACACAUUUCAGGUACCCACAGCUUCUGUUGUUACGGCAUACAUUGCCCUGAUUGUUCAUUACAACUGAACCUCUCAACCCUGGGACAAAGUAUAACAAUAAACUCAGCGUUAAACAUAUCUUGUUCAAAUACAUCAUUUGAGACUUUCUUUGACACAGACAGACAGCCGGGAAAUUAUACAUUGAAGGUCAGCUAUUCAUUUCUGGAGCACCCGGGGAAAAUUCUUGAAGAGAGAGUGCUGGGAAAUGUUUGUCUUAAAGCUGCUGUAGCAUUAAAAGAAUGUAAUUUUGAGUCUGGAAAUUGUGCAGGCUGGACUGGCCUUGGAAGCAAUGAAAACUGGAAGUUCUCCAAAGGUCAUUUUGCCUACAUCGGGAGCUCUUCUAGAGGACAGCUCAAGAGUCCGUUGUUACUAUGGAAACCAGCUUAUGAGAAGGUGGGCUUGUGCUUACGGUUUAAGUACCUCAUGCCAACUAAAUCAAAGUCGUAUUUGAAAGUUCUACUUUGGAAAAAUAAAGAAAAAAGGGCAAUAUUAGUUUGGCAGCUACUUGGAUACCACGGUGCUGGAUGGUCAGUGGCUCAGGUGGUUUUGCCAAGCUCUGUAGCUAUUCAGGUAAUAUUUGAGGGAGAAGGUUUUCUGGAGAUCCCUGUCAAUGUAGCGAUUGAUGACAUCAGCAUAACAACUGAGAAGUGUGUCCUACUACCUUACUUUGCAAAACCAGGUUUUCAAUGUGGCAAAAAAACGUUUCAGUGUAACAAUGGUGAAUGUGUCAAAGAUGAUUUAACGUGCGACGGUGACUUUGCGUGUAAGGAUGAAUCGGACGAAGAUAACUGUGGCUGCCCCUCAAAUAAGUUUGCUUGCCAGGAUGGGAAAUGUAUUCCUGCGACAGCCGUAUGCGAUGGUAACAACGAUUGUUCUGAUGGAGAUGAUGAAAAUAAUUGCCGCAGUUCAUGUGCCUCCAAAUAUCAUUGUCUUGAUGGAUCGUGCAUUUCCUGGUCAAAUACCUGCAGGGAAAAACCUUUCUGUGGAGACGGGACUAACACUCCGUCUGUAUGUGGGUCCGGAGAUUGCCUUCUCAGUGACUUAUCGUGUACAUCAAAGACGUCGGAAGAGUUAUCACAGUGUAAAUCAUCCUUUAGAGGCUAUUGCAGAUUCAACGAUAAUUUCUGCAAUUUGAAAUAUGACCGGAAUGCCACAUUCCAGUGGACCAUAGCUUCGGGCAAAACGCCAACAGAGAAUACUGGGCCAAGCUAUGAUCACACCACGCUUAGCAAGGAUGGAUCGUAUAUCUACAUCGAAGCCUCUCCUCAAAUGCCCGGAGACGCAGCAAAGCUGUUAAGUGACUGGAUGGAACCCAAUGAAAAAGUUUGUAUUCAGUUUUGGUAUCACAUGUACGGCUCAGACAUCGGUCAUCUGAGCAUCUACCUAAAAACUAACCUAUCAGAAACAAUCGUCUGGACACUUUCGGGAAAUCAGGGGGACCAAUGGAAGUUCGGACAAACAGCUUUGAUCAGUCGUGAUGCCUAUAGGUUUAUAAUUGAAGGAACAGUUGGCGGUGGAAGCAGCGGUGAUAUAGCUCUGGAUGAUCUGACAUUGCUAGAUGGAAACUGCCAGACAAUUAUUACACAGAAGAGUCUGAACUGUGAUUUCAAAGAAGACACAUGCGACUGGGAGGCUAAAGGAAAGUGGACCCUUUCAAAAGGUGGUUCCUUUAUUUUUCUUGGCCGUGGAGCAUAUGAGGUGGGUCAUUCUCUCUUUUCUCCUCCGAACAUAAAUACCAGAGAAUGGAAAUGUUUACAUUUUUGGUAUUUCAUCGGAGGCAAUGACGGGUAUGGAGCGUCCUUAACGGUGCUACUAAAGAUGUUAACAUCAAAACAAACGACUUUGCUGUUCUUCACGGACGAGACUACAGCUGGAGCAACAUACACCCAAACACCGUUACCGGGAAAUUGUACAGAUGCUCAGAUCGAAAUAGUGGGAACCAAUAAAUGGAAGGUUCUGUUUCUCCGACAAGUCUCCUUUUCUAAAGAUUCUUGUGAACGAAUUCCCAACCCAAGGAAUGAUUUGCAACAGCAUAAACCUCUUGGAAUGGAAAACGGUGUGAUCCUUGACAAGAAGAUCACCUCAUCCUCACAACUUGAUGAGCUUCACGCUCCCAUCCAAGGAAGACUUCACUUUCAAGCAACCCCAGGUAGAGCAGGAUCCUGGUCCGCUGGUUUAAAGGACUCAAGUCCAUGGCUUCAGGUUGAUCUGAAUAUUAAGAACACAAGAGUUACAGGUGUUGCGACACAAGGGAGAAACGGACCUUUCGCUCAGUGGGUAACGGAAUAUCUGCUGCAGUACAGCAACGGUGGAGUAAGCUUCAAAUACUACAGAGAACCAAGACAAACCAAAGCAAAGCGCUUUGCUGGAAACGCUGACCAGGAUGCUGUAGUUUUUCACGAGCUUAUUCCACCAAUCAAAGCAUGUUACAUCCGCUUUCGGCCUGUGGCUUGGCAUGAAGCAGCCUCAAUGAGAGUUGAACUGUAUCAGGAUGUGAAAGAGUGUAAUGAAGCCCUGGGAAUGGAAGACGGUGCAAUUUCGAAUGGACAAAUUCUUGCUUCUUCACAAUGGGAUGGAUAUUCUACCGCAGACCAGGGAAGAUUAUGCUUUGAAGCCGCACGAAAAAAACAGGGAGGAUGGUCAGCCGGCAAAAGGAAUACAAGGGAAUGGUUCCAAGUUGAUCUGGGAAGUCAUUACGUUAAAAUCACAGGUGUUGCAACGCAAGGCAGGCAAGAGCACGAUGAGUGGGUAACCAGUUACAAACUGCUUUACGGAAACAAUGGAGAGAGCUUCCAGUACUUCAAGGAAAAAGGGGAAGUCUUGGACAAAGAAUUUACUGGAAAUAUGGACCGUGACACCAUUGUUCAUCAUAAACUUAACCCAGCCAUCAAAGCCCGCUAUAUUCGCCUGCAACCCUUAACUUGGCACAACUGGAUAUCUUUGAGAAUGGAAUUGUAUGGCUGUUCAGAUGAAUGUCAAACGGAUCUUGGCUUAAAAAAUAGAGCUAUUCCUGAUGCACAGUUGAGUGCUUCUUCCCAACUGGAUCGUGACCAUGUCGCAUCGCAAGGAAGGCUGGACUAUGAAGGAGAAUUGUGGAAAGCAUCGGCUUGGUCAUCUGGGAUAGUUGAUCAAAGCCAAUGGCUCCAAAUUGAUCUUCGAAGUCUAUUCGUUACAGUAACCGGAGUGGCGACACAAGGACGUAGCGGCUGGCGCAGGAACUGGCAGUGGGUAACACAUUACAUGCUGCAGUUCUGUGAUGAUGGAGAGAACUUUACUUUCUUCAAGGAACUAGGAAAAUCAGAGGCAAAGAAUUUUAGUGGAAACAGCGACAGCAAUACUGUUGUUCAUAAUGACUUAAACCCACCAAUCAGAGCUCGUUAUGUCCGCUUUCUCCCACAAUCUUGGCAUAAGCAUAUAUCAAUGAGGGUGGAGCUCUAUGGAUGCCUCAAAUAUAGUAAUAAAGUUUCUAUGAAUGUAUCCGAAUGUCGAGGAGCUCUCGGUAUGCAGGACGGUAUAAUAUCAGAUGGACAAAUCAGUGCCUCUACGGAAAGACAUAGCUCUCAGAUUGCAAUCCUAGCUAGGCUACACCGUGCACCAAUGACUGCAGAAAAGGCUGGAUCUUGGUCAGCAGAGAAAAAUGAUUUACAUCAAUGGUUGCAAGUGGAUCUAGGAAGCCAUUAUACCAGAGUAAUGCGAGUUGCAACGCAAGGAAGGUAUGAUGACAGCCACUGGGUGACAAAAUACAAGUUACAGUAUGGCAAUGAUGGAGAAAAAUUUCAAUACUACAGGGAACUGGGAAAAUUUUCAGAUAAGGAUUUUGUUGGAAAUUCUGAUCGAGACACCAUCGUUUUUCAUGAACUAAACCCACCAAUCCACGCACGUUUUAUCCGCUUUCAACCACAACACUGGUUUGGCCACAUAGCCAUGAGGGUAGGGGUAUAUGGAUGUCAAGAAUGUACUAAUCCUCUCGGUGUGGGCAGUGGUGCAAUAUCUGACAAACAAAUAACUUCCUCUUCACAACUGAACGAUGCUCAUGCCGCUAUGCAGGGAAGACUCGGCUCCAAGGCCACUAAGAGUAAAGGAGGAUCCUGGUCCGCUGCUUCGAACAACUACAGCCAAUGGCUUGAGAUUGAUCUGCGAAGUCAGAACAUCAAUGUGACCCGCGUAGCCACUCAAGGAAGACCUGAUGCCAGCCAGUGGGUGACGAAAUACAAGCUGCAGUACAGUAAAGAUGGCGUAAAUUUUCAAUAUUACAAAGAACAAACGAAAACUGCACAUAAGGUUUUUGAUGGGAACGUUGACCAACACACCGUUGUUUAUAAUGAGCUUGUCCCGCCCAUCACAGCACCUUUCAUCCGUUUUCGGCCAGUUGAAUGGCAUAGUCACAUAUCGAUGCGAGUAGAACUUUAUGGAUGUCAAGACGACCGUCCCUGUGACAAAUCAGUAGACUGGUGUGGAUGGAAAAACGUAUAUGGUUGGAAAAGAAUCAAACAAAAGGAUCUUGAGGUCUACAAAGGUCUCAGUGACGACAACAACUUCGAGGCACAUCUUCCUGACAGCGAGUAUGGUUACAUAUCAGUUUCAGAUGUAGUAUUGGAUGAAUGCUGUUUCACCAUUUGCUUUUGGUUGAAAACCGCUGAUAGAGGCUUCUUUAUGGAAUAUAAAACUGCGGGAUCAGCCGAAGAAAACGAGGCUCUAGUUUUCGAAAUCUAUUAUGGAGACACAUUUUCCCUUCAAAGCGGUGGCAAGAGAAGCGAGCAUUCAAUGGACGUGAUGGACUCCACCUGGCAUCACGUGUGUGUCUCCUGGGAUGGGAAAGUGAGACAGCUUGUAGUUUUCAAGGAUGGUUAUAGAAAUUUCAAGUUAAAUGACUUCUGGACGCCUCUACUUCAGAAGCCGAAUAAGGGAGUCGUGACGAUUGGGUUUAGAAAUAAGAGUGGAAAUGCAUCUGCUGUAAUUGGUAGACUAAGUGGCUUUAAUAUUUGGAGUCUAUUGGUCACGGAAAACGAGAUACUGCGCAUGUCAUACGGUUGUGGAGAGGUGAUUGGCAACGCAAUGGACUGGGGAAAAGUUACAAAUGGGCUGAUUGGAGAAGUGGAAGUACGAUCGCUUCCAACUUGCAACGAUGAUAAACGUGACAGGCUUGUGGUAGAUACCGUCAUUUCCAAGCCAAAUGGAACUGCUGUUCUUGUGAGCCCGACGUACAAAAGAUCAAGUGACGGGAAAAGCAGAUGCUUGAGGUUUCGCUACAUGCUACGGGGGUCUCGAAAGAAAAUGUUGACAAUUUUCCAGAAAAUGGAAAGUUAUAGUGAAAUACCAAUCUGGACUUGGAAACGCAACACAGGCCGGAACUGGGUUUAUGGUCAAGUACCGCUGACCUCUACUUCGAAGUUUAAGAUUUUGAUUAAAGGACAAAAAACCAGGAAGAAAGACUUGAUCGCUGUAACAGGAAUAUAUGUCGAAGAAGGACUUAAUUGCAAACUAAGGCCACUGUCCGCAAAACAGGCUUGCAAUGAGGACUUAACCAAUCCAUCAGGAUAUAUCUUUUCGCCGACCUAUUCCGGCAUGGUUCCCUAUGAUAUCGCUUGCACGUGGUACAUUACCGUUCCGCGCAAUAACAAAAUUCGCUUGGAGUUCCAAGAUUUUCGUCUUCCAGACCAUCCCACGUGCGACGGCUGCAGUCUUCAAAUUUUUGAUGGAAGCGAAACGUCUGCUCCUAUGAUUGGUCGAUUCUGCGGUUAUUUGUAUCCUCCUAUUGUGGUUUCUUCGUCAAAUCAUCUCAGGAUUGCUCUGCGUUGCGCUGCCAAUUCAUACACAGCAAGAUUCAAGAUUUUCUAUAACUCCACGGCGGCUAACGAAGAUUUAGAGUCGUCCUGUUCACUCCAGCAAGAAUGCCCAUCAAGCUGCAGAUGUGAAGAGUUUGGUGGAGAAAUAGACAAGAGGAUCCUGGUGAGAGGAGAAGAUUUACUGAGUGUACCGAAUGAUCUUCCAACAAACGUCGGAGCAGUGUUUUUUGGCCAAAACCGGAUCUCCCAAUUACGCGAGGAGGACUUUGCAAACCUCUUGAAAUUGGAAUAUAUUGAUGUGAGCUUCAACACCCUGCUUCACGUGGAUGAGGACAGCUUUCAAAAUUUGACAUUCGUUAAGACACUGAGACUUAAUUUUAAGUUUCUUCGAGCUCUUCCUGUUGGGGCCCUCAAAGGAUUAUCCAAUUUACGUGUACUUGACUUAGGAAGGAACCUUCUUCGGGUUGUAUUCAGCGAGAUGCUCGAUGGACUUUCGAAUUUGGAAAUUUUGAGUCUUCGCUCUAACCAAAUCGAGCGGUUGGAAUAUGGUGCUUUUAGGAAUAAAAGCAACAUGACUCAUUUGUACCUACAAGAUAACAAGCUCAAAGAAGUAUCAAAUGGGAUGUUCAAAGAUCUUCUUAAACUUAAACUUUUAAAUCUCAGCACAAACAGACUGAGGACUGUUUCUAAGGAAACUUUUCAAGGGUUGCAGUCGCUUGAGUAUCUGUACCUGGAUAAAAACGAACUUACCCUGAAAGUACCCCCAGAUGCGUUCAAUGACCUCAAGAACCUGCGAUAUUUGAAACUGGAUCACUUCAUACUAUGUUGCUACGCCAAGAAGUCAAUUGGAGGAGUGGAUUGCGAAUCCCCAGUCAAUGAAUUCUCAAGUUGCGAUGACCUCAUGAAAAAUAAAACUCUCCAAACUUGCAUCUGGAUUCUGGGAAUCCUUGCUUUCUUUGGUAAUCUGCUUGUCAUACUAUGGCGGAUAGUUGAUACAGAAGAGAACAGGGUCCACUCGUUCUUGCUGAAAAAUCUAGCGCUUGCCGACAUGUUCAUGGGUGUUUAUCUGUUGGCAAUUGCAAUUAUGGACGCAAGGUGGCAAGGAGAAUAUUUUAAGCACGACCAUGAAUGGAGGUCUGGUUGGGGUUGUCGAAUAAUUGGAGUUCUCUCGAUGCUGUCCAGUGAGGUAUCUGUACUAAUUCUAACAAUCAUCACAAUGGACAGAUUCAUUUGCAUCGUCUUCCCGUUCAAAUUCCGUCGCCUGACGUACAAAUCCGCCGUAUUUACCUGCACUGGAGUGUGGGUAUUUGGAAUAGUCAUCUCCGUGAUUCCAAUCACUGGACUGAACUAUUUUUAUGACAAAAGCGGUGAUUUUGGUUUCUACAGUCGUUCAGCGGUUUGCCUUCCGCUUCAGCUAUCUGAAGGAACCCCAGCCGGUUGGGAAUACUCCACCUCCUUUUUCAUCGGGAUGAAUUUCAUUUCUUUCACCUUUAUCCUGGUGGCGUACCUCUCGAUGUUUCUGACGGUGAAACGUGUAACCCACGCUGUUCGAUCGACGAAUUUAAACAGAGAAUCUGCUAUGGCAAAGAGACUUGUUUUCAUAGUGAUGACAGACUUCUGCUGCUGGAUGCCCAUAAUAAUUAUCAGCAUUUUGUCACUGACAGGAAAUUUCAAUGAUCCAGACAAAAUUGCCUACGUGUGGAUUGCAGUGUUUGUUCUUCCUCUCAAUUCCUCCCUUAAUCCAAUCCUUUACACGUUUUCCACCGAUAGAGCAAAACGCAGCUUAAGCCAUAAGGGGAAAAAUGUCACUGGUUUUGUUAUGAAGACUCUGAACAGACGUACUGAAGAUCGAUCGUCCAACGCCUCGAACAUGUCUGGAAAAACGUUGCUUUCAAAAGUCCUUUCCAUUUCCAGCCCCAAGCCAAAAGUGAGGGAAAUGAAAAAGCCGCAGCCCGAGAUUGUUGUUGUGCAAGCUAAUCUGAAGCUUAUUGAAGAAGUAAAUAUCUUCAAGGAUGAUACUGUUGGAAAACAAUCCACAGGCUAUGUUACUGCUUGGUGUGAGGUAGGAGGUGCUUUCAAUAUUGUGUUGCUAAAGUACUUUGGAAAAGGAAUGAAGGAGGAGUGGACUCGGGAAGUGGCUAUAGUACAGCACUUUUCUUGUGACAAGAAGCCUCAGUCCAAUGUGUUACAAUAUCGGUGGCACUCCAAAACUAACGACCUGAAUAUUGAGCACGGCAAAACGAAGAUUGAUGCUCUACAAGGAAAAAGUUUCCUGAUAUGUUACGACUUUGUGUCAAGUUCAACCCUGGAAGAUUUCAUUUGUGAGAAAGGAACUGUCAUUGACUUCGAGUCAAUUUGUACAGUAGCCUGUGACGUCUUAGGUGCAUUAGAAGAACUACAGGAACUUGGAGUACUUCAUAACAAUAUCACAACACGUAACAUUCUGAUCAGCCAGUGCGCUAGGAUUCCUCCAAUCAAAGCAAUCUUGGGUGGAUUCUCUCGUGCGUCCACGGUGAAUGAAGAGAGCGCGUUCACAAACCAUGCUAUGGAUGAACAAAGUUGUUUUGGUAGCCAUGUUGAGAAGUUUGGAAAAUUGUUGGCCACACUAUUGGGACACUGCCAUGGCUCUAGUGAACAGUCCAAGCUACAUGAAAUUAUGAACCUCUGUUUUGAAAAAACACCAGAGAAGAGGCCCACAGCACGUUGCCUCCGAGAACUCUUGGAAGAGGUGUGGUGCACCAAGGGAUUCAGUGAUUCAUUUGUUUGAUCAAACAUAUGGACAAAAACAAUUCAUAACUUUAUAAUACAUAUAUUGGUUGAGCUUUUGAAAAACCCAUAAGUUUGUCCAUCUCUGAUAGCAGUAGGGUAUAGGCCAUAAGCAAAAGAAAUGUUUAGUUUACCAAUAACGGUACAGCACACUACAAUAAAGUGCAAUAGUGAUUCUGUGUUGUAAAUAGUUUGAGAUUAUGUGCAGUGUUUUGGUACGAAAUGUAUAUUCAGUUAGGAAAAUAGAGAGUCUGGAAAAUGCUCAUUUUCUGAAGAGCCCUACAGUAAUCUGAGCUCAUUGUGUUGCUCCGUACGUAGUGUUACUUUUUAUCCUUCAUGUUGAAUCAGAUUAGUAAACUUUUAAACCUAAACAAACGGUAAUGGACACUGUACUCGUAAUUUCCCUUAAAAAUAUUUACACCUCAGAUCGUCUACGUAUGCUUAGGGCUCCCUAUAGAAUAUUCUUUGACUCUUAUACAAAGGUACAAGAUCCUCAAUUUCCAAGGUCUAAAUUUCAGCUCUCGUAAUGCCCUAAUAGUCACAAAACUAAUAAAACACUCAGUGAAAACCCUGAAUACUCUUUAUGUACGCAAUCAUUAUUUAUAGUUUGUUCACUUGCCAAGGACAAAGGAAAGCAUUAUUCGCUGUUGCUCGCCAUUAUGCCCUUGUCCUGCUCUUUUGAAGUCGAUUUGUAGUCCGAUUCAAAAGUGAUUUCCCUUUCCCAAGCGAGUAAAACCCAACUCAUUCACUACACAUUUAGUGGUUUAACUGAAGUUUCCGAACUGAAUGGUCAAAGAACUAAACUGGAACACAAAAUCUAACAGUUAUCGGGAAGAAGGUCAACUUGUUUCGGAAGGGCGUAAUCAAUCGUAUGCAAUGCUGGGCUGUUGUUGAUUGGGAUUAUGCUAAUUUUACUACGCGGGAGGGGGUCUGGUACGAAUCGCUUGCUUGUGCUAAUCGAGCGAUCAGUUGCGAUGUUUAAUUAGAGAGGUUCAAAAACCAAAUUUAGACGGUAACUUGAAUUGGUCAAACCACGGCAACUGGACUUAACUGUGAAAUUUCUUUUUUUUUUAAUCUUAUGAACAAAAGGUGAUUCUUUUUAGGAGACACUUAAUUUUUAUUCAGCUGACCAUUAUGUCUAUAGUCUAGUAGUCUAGCACCACUGACUCUGAUCUGAAGGAUGUGCCUUUAAUUCUAUCUUAGCAGUCCAACAAAAGACGUUGGAGUGUAAAACUGUUUUUCUGGUUUAACUGACUCCAAACUCCAUGGCCAAGUUUAUUUCGCACUAUUCAAAUUAAUACAGUACAAGAGGACUUAUUGAACUAGGUGAACUUGGAGAAGAUAAUGAGAAGUAGAUAUCGUGCAUGUUUGUAUAUUUGUGCACAGUGAUCAAAGCAGCCGUAGCUUUCGUUAACUGACAGUACAUUAGGCAACAUUAACAACUAAUGAGUCCAAUCGAACAUAUCGUAGAAAGAAAUAAAGAUGAAAACUUAGGAUAAAACUUGCUGUGCUAGGAUAAAGCUAAGACAAAUAAAUAUAAACGGGUAAUGAUAAAA
Molecule: messenger RNA, 15373 nt
Organism: Stylophora pistillata
Lineage: Eukaryota; Metazoa; Cnidaria; Anthozoa; Scleractinia; Pocilloporidae
Biological process (GO): protein phosphorylation; G protein-coupled receptor signaling pathway
Cellular component (GO): membrane
Molecular function (GO): protein binding; protein kinase activity; G protein-coupled receptor activity
Source: RefSeq, a predicted model, not a curated record